Messenger RNA from Cyprinus carpio (common carp), 3090 nucleotides. RefSeq lists its product as uncharacterized. NCBI's taxonomy places the organism in Eukaryota, Metazoa, Chordata, Actinopteri, Cypriniformes, Cyprinidae. The record is from RefSeq and is a predicted model, not a curated record. The transcript is spliced from 12 exons. Bases 1 to 2829 code for a protein of 942 amino acids.
AUGCUGAAACUGUUAUCAUCAGUCUGUAACUACAGAUCUUUUCCUUAUGAAACGACUGACAGCGUUAAUCAGAGUGAUUUUCUGCUGGAUCUUUACUCACAUGUGAAGAACUAUGAGACUCAAAAAGGCAGGAGUUUUCUUCCAGAAUUACAGUCAGUUUUUCAGUCACCUGAUGUCUGGAUCAUAGAUCUCUCACAGAGAAAGAUCUCUGUCCUCCUGGAAGUGCUCAAACUCCAAACAGAGAAGAAACCAGUAGAGCUGAGAGGAUGUUCAGAGCAAGAGAGUGAAAUGAAGAGUUUCCUGCAGGGUCUGCCCUACAUCUCACAGCUGAGGUUUUGGAUCGAUGAUGAAGAAAGAACAUCUGCAGUAAGAUUCCUGCUGAAUCUCAGCGCCUCUGCAGUAAGAAAUGACACAAAUACAGGAACAAAAUUCUCUUCUUUGCUAUCAUCUGUGUGCAGUUACAAUACCUUCCCUUUUGGUGAAGAAUGGGAUGAUUAUAUUGCUGUUGAGCAGAGUGAUUUCCUGCUGGAUCUUUGCUCACAUGUGAAGAACUAUGAGAAUCAAACAGGCAGGAGUUUUCUUCCAGCAUUACAGUCAGUUUUUCAGUCACCUGAUGUCUGGAUCAUAGAUCUCUCACAGAGAAAGAGCUCUGUUCUCCUGGAAGUGCUCAAACUCCAAACAAAGAAGAAACCAGUAAAGCUGAGAGGAUGUUCAGAGGAAGAGAGUGAAAUGAUGAGUUUCCUGCAGUGUCUGCAACACAUCUCACAGCUGAGAUUUUCUUAUCAGAGUGAAAGUGUUCAGAGAAGAUUUCUUCUGAGUCUCUUCAUUAAAGCAGCAGAGACUGAGACACAGACAGGAGAGCAGAUGCUGAAACUGUUAUCAUCAGUCUGUAACUACAGAUCUUUUCCUUAUGAAUGGACUGACAGCGUUAAUCAGAGUGAUUUACUGCUGGAUCUUUACUCACAUGUGAAGAACUAUGAGACUCAAACAGGCAGGAGUUUUCUUCCAGCAUUACAGUCAGUUUUUCAGUCACCUGAUGUCUGGAUCAUAGAUCUCUCACAGAGAAAGAGCUCUGUCCUCCUGGAAGUGCUCAAACUCCAAACAGAGAAGAAACCAGUAGAGCUGAGAGGAUGUUCAGAGCAAGAGAGUGAAAUGAUGAGUUUCCUGCAGUGUCUGCAACACAUCUCACAGCUGAGUUGUUCUGAGCAGUAUUUGUUAACUCUAGUUAAACUGGUCCAGUUCAGAGAGAAUCUACAGCUGGUGCCUUCACUGCUUGAGGUUCUUGGCUUCUCUGUAAGUCUGGAAGGACAAUUGUUUGGAAAGUCAUGCAGGUCUGUUUGGGGAGUAUUGUGUUUAUGUUUUUGGGGAGUUUACCUCAGUCUAAAACCUAAAGCCAUCUCUGUCAGAGGAACAAGGCUUCUCUUCAGACACAUCACAAACAUGCACACACUCAGACUGAGUGGUUAUAUGGUGGUGAGAAUAGCGCAGGCAUUGCAGUCUAUGAGGGUUCGAGCUCCCAUCGCUGUUAAUGAACUCACACUUGAUCCAAAUGAUAAACAGCUGUCAGAGAGGAAUCUGUCCAGGAUCGUGAGCAGUUUGGCCAUCCUUCUGAGACUCUGGACUGUCCAGUGUUGGAACUUGACUGAAUACAAGAUUCAGUCUGUUUCUGUGUCUGUCCUACUGUGUCAUCAGGGACCUGUGAUUCUCAGACCAUCAAAGGAGACUCUCCAGAAUCUGGUCGAAUGUGUCUAUGAAGCUCAGGAAGAAGAACUGACUCAAUGCUUCCUGCAGAAAGUGGGUGGAGAUCUGACUUCCUGUUCUUUAAACUGGGAAGAGCUUCAUUAUUUCUUGCAGCACAAAAUUCAACUCAUCUCUGUGGACUUCAGAAAGAGCAACAUUCAAUGCAGCAUCAAUGAAAUCCUGCCAUUUCUAAACAGGAUUAAGUUUAAACGGAUGAGCUCUAGCUUCAUGCUGUCUGUGAUCAGAGAGAUCUAUGAGUCCGGCUCUGUGGGUUUUGUGUCCGGUCUGUUGAGUUCAGUGAAGAACUACCUUAAUCUGCAGAGCAGAGAGCUGGACUCUGUUCACUGUGCGGCCCUGCGCCUCACACUGCAGCACUGCACUGCAGUUUCACUCAAUCUACAGUGGACCUCCAUACCAGAGGAAGAGCUGGAGAGCAUUCUGCUUCUCUUCACACAUGUCUCCCAUCUCAGUGUUGACAGGCUGCUGUUACUGAAGAUGCUUCACUGCUGCAGUGUCUCUGGUGUCCAGCAGGAGGCAGCAGCAGUUCUGCUCUCCAUCCUGCAGCACGAGCUGGACUUCUCCUGCCGUUCUGCUCUGGAUCUGACAACAAACACAGACUUAGAGCCUCUACAUCUGACCAUCGACGACUGCCGUGUGAUGUCCAGAGUCAUUCAGAGAGCUCAUUCAGACACAAAGACACAGCUAAUUCUUCAGGACUGUGAGAUUAAUACAGCUGGAAUGGAUCAGCUGUCCCCAGUGUUACAUUCUGUUCAACUCUGCUGUGAUAAAUCUCUGCUGCUUGUUCAAUUUUGUGGAUGUGUGAGGUUGAUUCUGGAAUAUUCUGAAGGACUGACAGAACUGGAUCUGAGUCAGUGCCGUCUCACCGAUGACAGUCUGGAUCUGCUGCUCCCAAACCUCCACAAAGCACAGAACAUUGAUUUUAGUGGCAAUAGUAUCACUGACAAUGGAGCUAAGAAAAUCUACAGUAUCGUCACUCACAACAGCAACAUAAAGACAGUAAGGCUCUUUAACAACAGAAUUGUAUUUAAAGAGCCCUUCCGCACAGACCCACGAUUUGAGAUCUGGUGAUGUCAAUGAACUCUCAACUCUCUGGAAUCAAGGAGCAGGUGAAAUAACCAGUGGGGAAUAAUAAGGUAACAGCUGUAAACACUCUUUGAGGAAUAAGAGUCCCAGAGAUGAAUCAAGCCGCCCGAUUGUAAACAACAUUCAUUUUUAUCAUCACUUUCAAUUAUAAUCAGCAGUGGGUUUCUGUUGCAUUAACUGUGUUUUGUGAAAUGACAUCAAUCUCCUUUGUUAACUGUCUUUCCCCUUUUCCUAUUUUUUUUUUAU